AUGGCCAUGAGGACGGAAAAUUUCGGCUCCAUGCAGGCGUUGCUGGCUGCGGUUCUUGAAGAGGACGAUGAUGACUUCACAGCAGCGGUCCAGCGGUUGAUUUACGUCACUUGGGAAGCCCGCAACUCCUUGGUUUUCAAUGGUCGACGCUUGGAGGUGGUGGAUGUGCUCCGUCGAGCCGCCACACUCAUGCCAUGGAAUGAUGGAGUUCAAAUUCCAGGUCCGGCCACGGGUUCAAGCUGUGCAUCUUGGAAGAGGCCAGAGGUAGGAGUUAUUAAACUUAAUUUUGAUGCUUCAAUUAAGAAUGGUUUGGGGGGCUUUGGUAUGGUGGCAAGAGACUCAAAUGGGGAGAUUGUAGGGGCUGCUGCUUUAUACCCCGUAAAUGCUCCUUCUCCUUUGCUUGGUGAAGCUUCUAGUUUCCGAUGGGCGCUACAAUUAGCGGUGCAUUUUGGCUUCCGUUCAGUGUGUUUUGAAACGGAUUGUUUACAGCUUUUUGAGUGGUGGAAGAAGGGGAGAACUGGCUUAUCUUAUUUGGAUACUAUUGUUAGGGAUUGUCGUCUACUAGCUACGGCUUUUAGUUCUUUUAAUUUUGCUUUUGUAAGACGCACUGGUAAUUUAGUUGCAGACUUUCUGGCUAAGCAUGCCUCUGACUUCCCCAAUUCUGUUUGGGUGGAUGAGGUUCCGCAUGCUGUGGAUCACUUGGUGAUCAAUGAUGUAAUGGCGUCUUCGCCUGUUUUGAUUUAA
This is a messenger RNA of Lotus japonicus, 744 nucleotides long. RefSeq lists its product as uncharacterized. The coding region runs from base 1 to 744 and encodes 247 amino acids. The record is from RefSeq and is a predicted model, not a curated record. The transcript has a single exon. NCBI's taxonomy places the organism in Eukaryota, Viridiplantae, Streptophyta, Magnoliopsida, Fabales, Fabaceae. Gene Ontology annotation, molecular function: nucleic acid binding; RNA-DNA hybrid ribonuclease activity.